Messenger RNA from Triplophysa dalaica, 16482 nucleotides. RefSeq names its product E3 ubiquitin-protein ligase rnf213-alpha-like. Gene Ontology annotation, biological process: sprouting angiogenesis; ubiquitin-dependent protein catabolic process; negative regulation of non-canonical Wnt signaling pathway. The record is from RefSeq and is a predicted model, not a curated record. Gene Ontology annotation, molecular function: ubiquitin-protein transferase activity; metal ion binding; ATP hydrolysis activity. NCBI's taxonomy places the organism in Eukaryota, Metazoa, Chordata, Actinopteri, Cypriniformes, Nemacheilidae. Bases 492 to 15995 code for a protein of 5167 amino acids. Gene Ontology annotation, cellular component: membrane; nucleolus; cytosol. The transcript is spliced from 68 exons.
UUUGCUCUGCUGCCCGCGAUCGUGUCCAAGAUCAGCAGAAGAUCCACGUGCAGAUGGAAAAGUGCAUGUUUAGGAAAGAGUAUUUUUGUGCCAUAUGGUGUUUACAGGUGAAUAAAAUCAUGGAACCUUCAGCCCCGUAACUUAUAUCGCCUACGGUUUGACGUCGCGUUAAUGAUAAUAAGCAGUAAAGGGACACAUAUAGCAGUCUGUGAUUUCCUUUAUCGGCUCCAUGUCAUGAAAGUAGUUUAUCUUAAGUAGCUUAUUACAUUUCAGACGCACCCUAAACUCACGCCCACUUUUCACGAAACGAAAGUUGAGAGAAAUGCGCGAGCUCUAUUGCUCUUCCUCGGUCGCAUCAUGUUUGUGGAGCUCAUGAUAUAAGCGUGAUCGGAUCAGAGCAGCCGAGUGUCAAAUACACGAUGACAUGCCUUGACAUGUAUGUUCAUUUGUGACAACACACACACCUGCACUUCUGUAGACAUCACCUCAGAAUGAAGUGUCUUCAAUGCAAUCACGUGCCUUUGGAAAAGUUUCCUAAAUUCUGCAGUGAGUGCGGCUUUAAGAUGUCAUCAGAGUCCAGUGAGACGGCAACAGCCAUGUCACAAGUCGAGUCUCAAUCUUCGGCAAACAUUCCAUGUGGCAUGGAAGCAGAAAUGAGUGAUGUGGGACUGCAGUCAGAAAUGCUGGGUGACCAGAAUGCCAGUAUAUCUCCAAAGCGUCCAAAUGAAGAUACCAACCUUACCCCCCAAAAAAAGAAAAGAAAGAAAAAGAAGAAAAAAGCAGGUAUUACAGUGGGCCCUUCUUCUCUGACCUCUGACAUAUCUCUGACUGGUAAAGAUGAGAAAAUGGAUGAAGGUCAGUCGUCUGACAGUGAUGACUCCAGCUGCACUGCACAGGUCAUGCAGAAGUCAGCUGAAUCCUCCUCUCAUUUGAGCAAAGCAGAGAAGGAAAGCACUGGGAACGUAAGCGCUUCAUCUUUAGAUGCUGCUAAAGGUCAGUCUGUGGAGAGUUGUGCAGAGCCUGGAUUGACUCAAGAGCUGAGCAGUACCUGCACUGCCAAAGCUUGUCCACCACCAGAUCAGCCAACUGAGAAAGUUGACCGUGAGAAUAAAGGCCAGACGAGUACAACCACAGGAGCACAAACUCCAGUCGAUCAGAAAGCAAACAUGAAGAGCAGCACAGGCAGUCAAAGAGAGACGGAUGCUGAAGAACAGAAGAAUCAGAUCUCCAGUGGACAUUCACCAGUCAAGCUUGAGCAGAGUCAGAAGCAGCAGUCUACUCGUUCUGGCAAGAAGAAAACAGAAUCUGAGAAACACAAGGAAACCAGAAAUCUGAAUGAUGAACCAAAGGAGUCCUCACAGAAGAUGAUGUUUGGGCCACAGACUGGACUCAAGAAGGAUAACGGCACCAGUGGAGAUUCACCAGGGAAGUCAGAGCGCAGACCGAAGAAAGAUUCUGCUGCUCACAACAAACCCAAUGAAAGCAAGACAGAGAGUCAACGUGACGCACCUCCUAAAAGAAAUCCAACACCCACUCAGCAUAUAAACUCCAGUGACAGACUUACUAUUUACUUUCAUGCAGUCUUGUCAAAAGACUUCAAGUUUAACUUAAAUGAGGAUCGUGUCUUCAUAAGGGCUGGAGGUCACAUUGGUGACUGGGAAAAAGAUCUGGUUGAACUUACUGUGUCUCGGGAUCUUGACGUGCAUGGAUUCCUUGUUGAAGGGAAACUUGUGUGUAAAAAGACCGGUGCAGGACCCUUCCCAUACAAGUAUGUUGUGUAUAAAGAAAUAAAGGGGAAGUAUGAGUUUGAAUACAUCUACAAACUGGAUUCAAAAGAAACAACCAACAGAUGUCUCUUCUUCAAACCACAUCUACUAAACGCUGAAGGGGAAUGGCAUCAGUAUGACGAUAUAAUCUGUGCAGAACCGUCUAAGGUAACACGGUUUAAAGAAAAAUUUUGGCCAGAGCAGAGGAAAGGUGUCAUACAGGGGAGAGAAAUUGCUGGAAGGGUCAUGCUGGAGACGAUCUUUGACCUCCUGAGAAACUGGAGCAAAACCAACCUCACCAACUUCUUCAGUCAGCUCAGACAGUUUUAUGAAGUCUAUGGAAACCCUUUGGUAUAUGAAGAGAAAGAGACAAAAUGGUUCUCACUGGAUUAUAAUGAAAAAGAUGUGAGCAGUCUUCUGAAGCGCUUCAUGCUGGAGCGAGUGACUCCAGAGCUACAGAAGGACUGCGAGGGAAAGAGUUCAUUCAUCCAGGAGCCCAUGAAGCGUGCGUUCAUUAUGCUUUAUGUCUGGAAACACUUUGCUCUGGACUUGGACAACGCUGCUCUUUCUCGUCUCUGCUUUGGCCUCUGUCUGCCUAAUCUACAGAAGAAUGACUUCCUGUCCUUCUGGGAUGACUUGACUGAAUCAUUCUCAGAAAUAAAGAACUGGUCUGAGAUGGUGAUGACGCUGAUCCUCCGAGUGAGUGCGGCCAAAAUGAUAAAAUGGGUCAUUGUCAUUCCACUGAUGCACUUUCUCAAAGGCACUUCAAAACCAUUUGAGCCCGUGUUUAACAAGGUCAACUCACAGUACGGACAGAUCUGGGCUGGACUCCAGGGACUCAAAGGAGCUGAAGUACUUUCCUUUUCAAGCCAAGAACGAAGGGCAAUCUUGAACCUCAUGAAGACUCAUGGAUAUCUAGUUGAGGUGGACAGGCUGCUGGCCCGGUCUUGGAUGUAUCUGGUGACAGUAGAUGAGCUGGUGGAAUGCAGCUCCAUCAUUCAUGUGGAGCUCCAGGACAUCUUGCAGGUUUUCACCAUGAAAUGCCCUGAUAAUAUCAACUAUAGCUCUUACACAGGUGUUUCAGAGACUCUGGCACACAUUCACAGUCAGUUGCUCGAGCAGAGAUACAGCUGUCAGAAUGAGGCCGAUGGCGUUCUGUGCAUACAAGCAGCUUGCAAACUUCUAGAGAAGAUCUGCAGAGGAGUUCCUAACUACACCUACUCCCAGAAUUUCACUGAGAUUCCUGUCACUUGCAUCAACCUGGUGGCCUCCGUAUCAGGAUUUUCUGAGCAGGAGGAGAGUUUUUCUGAGAAGAGUCUUGCGUUCCUCAGUGAGGCCAGACAGACCGUCCGAGCGUGGAUCAGACAAGCGUUCAGAGGCCGGCUUUUGAACAAAAGCUAUCUGGCGGCUGUCAGCUUCACUUCAGAGAUCGAGAUGUGGAAUAACAUUAUUGCCAUAGAUUUCAGCAGUAAGGACUUCACUAAAGAAUGGAGAGAGACCUUUAUACGAGACUUUAAGGGGAAAUAUCAACAGGAAGAGCAACUUGAUCAAAUUGAGAUUUAUUGCUCAAAGAUUGAGGAACUUAAUGGAUCGCAGCCUUUUCUUGCGAGUUGUGUAGAGAAGUGUGCUCUCCAGGCUGUGACCACAAUAUGUCAGACUAAAUCUGAGGGGAAACUUUUUGAGAGACUCAGUAAAUUGCACAUAAACUGGAAGUUUGGAAAGCUUGUGUCCACCAUCAUCUUAAAGUCAUGGCCAAAAGAUGACAAAGGAAACUAUGUGGACGAAGAAGAAGUUGUUCUCAAACAUCUUCUGGGCUGGACAGCGGCCAAAAAUAUCUUUCAGCUUCAUGGUGCUGAUGAAAAACUGAUCGAUCAGCUUUCUGAAGAAGCUAAAGAGCAGUUAGCCAUCGCAACAUCAUUAUUCACAAGCAUUUUAAAUCAACUUGUGACAGGAAACAUAAAGAUUAAACUUCUCAAUGUCAUUCUGAAGAAGAGUGCUGCAUUCCUUGAGCUGCUCAGUUUAGAGUGUUUUUGUGAAAAUGAACAACACGAGGACAUCAACGCCAUGAAGAGGCUUCUUCGCUCUCGACAAGAGGAGGUGAAGGCUAUCCAUCACGAGAGCAAGCUGGUGGUCGCUCUCAUUACAAUGUGCCGCAGUCUAGAGGAACAUGUGAUCGUUCAAUUUGAAGAGUUGGAAGAAAAACACCAUUUUGACACCAAUGAGAUGGAGCUGGCCGAGUUCAUGGAUGUUCAUUUAUUAAAUCAAGUUUCCUCUCCAGUGUCAAGAGUCACCUACUUUCAGCUCGAGGACGAUGUUCGCUCUAUGGCAGAGGUCCUAAAUAUCUAUAAAGAAAGCUUUGUUUUCAAAUCGUGUUGGGUGAAUGAGGCAAAAGAGUUUGCAGAGAGGGGUGUAUUUCCUUCAGAGGAGGAAACGGAUAUCAUCACACUUGAAGAUCUAAACAGAGAAAUAUUCGAAACUUGUUAUGAUACCUACAAAACCAUAUACACAACACUUAAAGAUGGUUGCAUCACUUUUGAAGACGUUGAUGUAAUAUUCAGAGCCUACAAGGGAAAGUAUGAAGAACUUGCAGCGGAAGUUGCCGUCAUUUGCAAACUGGAUGGCAGUGAUGACCAGCGCUGGGUCCAGAGCAGAAUCCAGCAGAUCCAGCAGUACCAUGAGCUUCAUCUGGCAGUCGAGUCGGCUCAGGUGGUCAUGAAAGUCAAAGAGACGCUCUGCCUACAAGGAGACUUUCAAGUCUUGGAGAAGUUGCUUACACGCUUGGAUUUUAAACAGGAUCGUCUGGACAGCAUUGACGUGGAGUUGAUUCAGGCAAAAACUAUGCUUGUGGACAUCACAGAGUCCCGCAGACUGUGCCUUCAGGAACUUGGCAUCAGAAAGAAUUUUGUCUUGUGGGUUAAAGAGGCUCUUGAAGACAUCAAUGAGUUGAAGGUGUUUGUGGAUUUGGCUUCCAUCUCUGCUGGAGAGAAUGAUUUGGAUGUGGAUCGUGUGGCCUGUUUUCAUGAUGCAGUUCUUGGCUACUCCUGCAUGCUCUAUGAUUUAAAGCCAGAGGCCAACUUCAAUCUUUUUAAAGAAGUGCUGAAGAAACUGUGGAAGGCACUCGACAAUGACUCCAACCUCCCCAAAAAAUUGUGCGACUCUGCAAGGCACCUAGAAUGGUUGAAGACGGUCAAGGACAGCCAUGGUUCAGUGGAACUGUCCUCUUUGUCUUUGGCAUCAGCUAUCAACACAAACGGCAUCUACAUUAUCAGUGCACAAAAUCAAAAGAAGUUAUGCUUGGAAAAUAUUCUGAAGAUACAAAUUAAGGAAGAGCACGAUGAGGGCUGUGAGACACGCAUUUAUUCUCUUGAAGACCUCAGGGAUCUUCAGAAUAAAUUGAUGCUUAUGUCUGGCAAAGGAGACCAGGGCCAGUGUGAAGUCGAUCAGUUUGCAGAGGUGUUUGCCAGUGUACAGAGGUUGGCCUCUGCGUUUAUUGAUUUGUAUGUGGCUGGAAAUCCAUUGUUCAGACACUGGGAGGCAAAAGUCAACUGUAACAGUAAAGAAGCAUGCAUCAUAAUGGACUUCAACAUAGGGAGUGUGGUCAGUGCCAUCAUGGUGGAAGGUGAUGUCACAGAACAGUUGAUUAAGGUCUGUAAGAAAAUGGAGAGGUGCCUAUGUUUCUGGAAAGUUUUUAUGGACAAACAGAGAUCUCAGCAUUACUACUUAAACUAUUACACUGCAGAACAACUAGUCUACAUGUGCCGUCAACUCAGCCAAAACAAUGUGAUUCAAAUAGAAGAUCAAGCUCUUAUGAUGCUCUCUUUUAUCAAACCUAAUUGUUCUACUUCAGAUUUGAGACAGGCUUGGCACAGGCUUCAGUAUGAAGUCAUUAAGGAGGGUCCUGAGCAGAGCGAUGACUUUGACUUUCAAACUUUUGUCGAAGUCCCAAGUUUGAUUGACAGUGAUUGUACUGAGCAGGCAUCGUUUGAAGACUUGGAAAGUCAGAUGGGUCAUGCUAAUGAGGCAGAAAAGCUAGAUGUGAUUUGGAAUUUUUACAUGCGAGACAUGAACAAUCUUCUGCCAGACUCUCUUGAUGUCAGAAGUCUUGGAUAUCUUCUAGACAUUUUGGCCAACAGCCCCAGCGAAUACAAGGGUGACCGGUGUCCCCAGAAUCAGAAAAGAUCAAACAUUCAGAGGGAACUUCCGAAGGGAAUGGCUACUGGAAGACCAAAUCUGAUCGUCUGCCCUUCUGAAGAAAUUCUGCUGUCAUGCCUUUCAAUUUACAUGAGCAGCAAGAAUGAGCCUCUACCAACCUAUGAUGAAGUACUCCUGUGUAGUGCUUCCACUCCAUGUGAAGAAGUGGAACUUUUCCUCCGGCGCUGUCUCUCUGCUGGCUACAGGGGAAAGAAGAUUUACACAAUGCUCUAUGUGGACCAACUGACCUACGAAGUGAGCUACAAAGUGGAGCAGUUUUUUCAGCAUCAAAAUGCAAAGAGCGGAAAAGAUUACAGGCUGGUGUUGAUCUGCAGCUCUAAUAGAGAACAUACGUACCUUCCGUCAGCUUUUAGUCAAUUUAGGUUGCACUUGAUUCCCCAAGAGCCAAUCAUCAGUAUUCAGCAAUACCUUGGUAGACAUUUUACAGUGCCAACUGACGUAUCCAGUGCUGGUGCGGUGUUCAAAGACAGACAGUGUGUGGGAGUUGUAUCCUCACACAGAUCAGGAGUUGGUAAAUCCCUUUACAUCAGACGAAUGUAUGAGAAAUUGAAGAAGGUCACCAAGAAGCCUUCACAGCUGAAGUGCAUCAGGUUAAUUGAGUCAAAAGUAGAUGAAAAUGUCAUCCUUCAGUCCUUGCUUAAAAGCCCUGAGAAAGAGGAGCUGUCAGUCUAUCAUUUUGAUGUCACCACCCUGGUAAAAAAGGGACUUCAUGAAUUUCUGUUCAGACUGUUGAUCCUUGGAUACCUUAUGGACUCCCAAGGAAAUAUGUGGAAAAACAGUAACAAGCACUUGUAUGUCAUCGAGAUCCUGAGACCUGAUGGUGGUGCGUACCGAAAUGACCAAAGAGCUGGUGCAAAAGUUCCCUGUGCUUUCUUGGAUGUAUUUCCAAGUGUUUACUGCCGUCCACCCAAAGAGGUACUUGAGUUGGAAAUGAGAAUCCAGGAAGAUCUGUCAUUAAUGGAGGAGGAUGAUCCCCUUAUGGAUGACCAAGAGUUCAAAAGUGAGGCAUUCCAGCGCCCUUAUCAGUACCUGCAACGGUUCUACAACAAUGUCAGUUUAGAUUCCUUCGUGUAUCAAGGAAUUGAGGGCACUCACGUGGAAUGCCUGCAGAUGUUGUUUGUGUACUGCGGCAUCAUAGACCCCUCUUGGGCAGAGUUGCGGAAUUUUGCUUGGUUCCUGAAUUUACAACUUCGGGAUUGUGAGAGAUCAGUAUUUUGUGAUUUUUCAUUCAUAGGGGAUACUCUUUUGGGAUUCAAAAACUUUGUAGUUGACUUCAUGAUUCUCAUGGCAAAGGAUUUUGCCACUCCUUCACUCAGCAUCUCUGACCAGAGUCCAGGGAAACUGCACAAUGAACUUUUCUCUGCCAGUGAAGAAGAUCUCGCUCCCUUUAGGAUAAGAAAACGGUGGGAGUCAGAACCGCAUCCGUACAUUUUCUUUAAUGAUGACCAUGAGUCCAUGACAUUCAUUGGCUUUCAUCUUCAGCCGAAUGUACAGAAUGGAAUUGAUGCUAUUGAUCCUUCAACAAAAAGAGUGAUCAAGCAGAACAUCAUGACCACAGAGCUCUACGAAGGCCUUAAACUACAGAGAGUUCCCUUCGAUAUUGAUUUUGACCAGCUCCCCAGAUGGGAGAAGAUUGAGAGACUUUCCAGGGUUUUGGGAAUACAGUGGCCUCUUGAUCCAGACGAAACAUAUGAGCUCACCACAGACAACAUAUUAAAAAUGUUGGCAAUUCACAUGCGCUUCCGCUGUGGGAUUCCUGUCAUCAUCAUGGGUGAGACCGGAUGCGGGAAGACCCGGUUAAUCAAAUUCCUUUGUGAGAUGCACAGAAGUGGGGUUGCCACUGACAACAUGAAACUUGUUAAGGUUCACGGAGGGACGACUUCAGACAUGAUCUACUCCAAAGUGAGAGAAGCAGAGGCCAUGGCAUUAAGAAACAAGCUGGAUUAUGGCUUUGACUCAGUCUUGUUUUUUGAUGAAGCAAACACAACAGAGGCCGUUAGCAGCAUUAAAGAAAUCCUCUGUGACCAGAGUGUUGACGGACAGCAUUUGACAAGUGAUACUGGUUUGCAAAUUAUUGCCGCCUGCAACCCAUACAGAAAGCACACCGAUGUUAUGAUCAAGAGAUUGGAGUCAGCUGGCUUGGGAUACAAAGUUCGUGCUGAGGAAGCAGACGAAAAGCUUGGAUCCAUUCCACUCCGACAGCUAGUGUACAGAGUGCAGGCUUUACCACCUAGCAUGAUUCCACUAGUUUGGGACUUUGGGCAGCUCAAUGACCAUACUGAGAAAAUGUACAUCAAGCAAAUAGUUGAACGGGUAGUUGAAACCCAUUCUAUUGAUACAGAUUACAUUGCGACAAUCACCAGUGUUCUUUCAGCCUCACAGAUGUAUAUGCGUACGAGACAGGAUGAAUGUAGUUUUGUGAGUCUGAGGGAUGUUGAGCGCUGCAUGCAAGUUUUCGGUUGGUUCUACAAAAACUACCCAAUGAUCUUCUCUGAGCUUGACCAGUUUGAAGGCAUUCAGCGGGCAGAGAGAAACGAUCAACAACAGGGGCAUGCUAAUAAAAGAAACCCGUUUCUUUGGUCGUUACUUAUGGCUGUUGGUGUGUGUUACCAUGCCUGCUUGGAGGAUAAAGAGAAAUUCCGAAGGAAAAUUUGCAGGUACCUUCCAGAGGCCUACAGUCCAAUGAAGGUGAUGCAAGAGAUCUCACUUAUUCAUGAUCUUUUUUUAAGUGGAGUUCCUUUGGGGGACACCAUUGCUCGAAACAGUGCCUUGAAGGAGAAUGUGUUCAUGAUGGUGAUUUGCAUUGAACUACGAAUACCUCUCUUUUUAGUUGGAAAACCUGGAAGCUCCAAGUCCCUGUCUAAAACUCUGGUUGCUGAUGGCAUGCAAGGCCAAGCAGCCCAUUCGGAUUUGUUCAGAAAGUUGAAGCAGAUCCAUCUUGUUUCCUUUCAGUGCAGUCCUCAUUCUACACCAGACGGAAUCAUCAACACAUUCAAGCAAUGUGCUCGUUUUCAGGAAGGCAAGAAUCUAACAGAGUAUGUCUCAGUAGUAGUACUAGAUGAGAUUGGCUUGGCUGAAGAUUCCCCCAAAAUGCCUCUGAAAACUUUACAUCCUUUGCUAGAAGAGGGAUGCAUAGAUGAUCAGCCAGUACCCCACAAGAAAGUGGGUUUCAUCGGUAUCUCAAACUGGGCUCUGGACCCAGCCAAGAUGAACAGAGGAAUAUUUGUUUCACGUGGCGAUCCUGAUGAAAGGGAGUUAAUCGAGAGCGCAAAAGGAAUAUGUUCCUCGGAUGCCAUGAUCCUUGACAGGGUGAGAGAGUACUUUCAGCCAUUCGCCCGUGCUUACCUGAACAUCUGUAAGAAACAGGGAAAAGGUUUCUUUGGUCUUCGAGACUACUACAGCUUGAUCAAGAUGAUGUUUGCUGUAGCCAAAGCUGCUGAUCGGAAGCCGAGUGCUGACCAGAUCGUGAAGGCUGUGUUGAGGAACUUCAGUGGCAAGGACAAUGUCGAUGCUGUCAAAGUUUUCACCAGCAGACUAAAUAUCACACCAAAGCUUGAGAAUCUCAGUGCCAUUGAGCUUGUAAGAGAAAACAUCACAGCCAUUGGUCAAGAUGAGGAAUGCAGAUACCUACUUGUUCUGACCAAAAACUAUGCAGCCCUUCGAAUACUACAGCAAACGUAUUUUUCAGACCAGCAACAUCCAGAGAUUAUCUUUGGGUCAAGCUUUCCAAAAGACCAAGAAUACACUCAGAUAUGUCGCAACAUUAACCGUGUCAAGAUCUGUAUGGAAACUGGUCAAACCAUUGUCCUUCUGAACUUGCAGAACUUGUACGAAAGCUUGUAUGAUGCUCUCAACCAGUAUUACGUGUGCCUUGGAGGUCAGAAAUAUGUGGAUUUGGGACUUGGAACCCACAGAGUCAAAUGCAGAGUGCACAAGGAUUUCAGGCUCAUUGUCAUUGAGGAGAAGGACAUCGUGUACAAGCAGUUUCCCAUUCCACUGAUCAACAGAUUGGAGAAACAUUAUCUUGACAUCAAUACUGUGCUAAGUAGGGAGCAGAAGGACCUUGUUCAGAAGCUCGAACACUGGGUCGAGUGCUUCAUUGCUGCUCGAAGCAAGCAUUCAGUUGUUCCUCAAGCGCGGCGCUAUUGUCCAGCGGAUGUGUUCAUUGGAUACCACUCAGACACAUGUGCAUCUGUUGUACUGCAAGUCACAGAGCAACUUAAAGGGCAAAUGGAGUUCUCAGAUCCUAGAAUCAUAGAUGAGGCUAAAUGGAUCCUUUUGAACUGUGCAACACCAGAUGCUGUUGUUCGGCUAGACUGCACUUCCCUCUCCAGUGUGGACAUUGACCACUUGUCAAGGGUAUACUUCGAAGACCAGAAGCAUAGUUCCCUUGCUGACUUCAUCCUUUCCCACACACAGCAAGCAGGGCCUAGCCAGAUCAUUUUUACAGAGGUGACGACUUUCUCAAGGCUUCUGACCGCAUCUGAAACUGAACAGCUACAGAAUACCGUCCAAAACAUAGAGCUCCUCUCUUUACAGCAGUUUGACACAGAACACUCAUUCCUCAAGAAAAUCAAAAAUUACUUGGAAAGCACCACUGGGGACAAGAUUCUUCUCAUCCAGAGCGAUUUUGAUGAAGGCUCCCAAAGUGCUAAUGUCAUUGCAUCUGCAAAGUAUUCCUCUAUCAAUGAAAUCAACAAGUUCAGGAAAGAGAGCCAUGGAAAGAUUUUUUUGUACUUCAUCACUAAACUACCAAGAAUGGACGGCGGAACUUCUUACAUCGGAUUUCAUGGCGGCCCAUGGAAGUCGGUCCACGUAGAUGACCUCAGAAGAUCGAAAGAUAUCGUCUCUGAUAUAAAAGCCUUGCAGUGUCUGACCAUCAGCCAGCUGUUUCAAGAGAAAGCAGGGAAAGCAACUGAGCCUGAAGCUUCGGAGGUUGAGGAAAUGUACGCAGAAGAAGAAGAAAAGAUGGAAGUAGAAGACAAUACUGUCUGGGAGAGUGUUGUGGACACCACAGCACUGCUGCGUAGCUGCGUUCAGAGUGCAGUUGGCAUGCUGAGAGAUCAGACGGAGACGGGCACUCGCAGCACUAAGAGAUUAGAGAUUCUGCUCAUGCUCCUCGCUGACAAUCAGACUCUACAAGCUGAAUUCCUGAAGACGUUAAAGAAGCGAAUCCAUUCCUUGUUGAUCAUUCAAGAUGAAAACACAAUCUCUGCCAAUAGCUGGGUCUCCAAAGAAGCACUAAAUAUUGAUGCCUUGCAGGAGGGUGGAACUUUCAGACACGCUCUGUGGAGGCGAGUUCAAGCUGUGAUAACUCCCUUCUUGGCUCAACUUGUUUCAAUUAUUGAUCGGGACUGCAAUCUAGACCUCUUGCUGGACACGAACUCUGAGGAAUCCUUGAAGAAACUCUGGUUGAACAUUUUUGGAGAUGUCAAGUUGCUGGAUGUUCCUUGCCUGAAAAACAACUCAGAGAUGAAUACGAUCUUGGUUCAGAACUAUGUGGCAGUUGACAGGAACAUGGGUUGCACGAUGCCUUUCAGCUGGAGAAUUAAAGAUUAUCUAGAGGAACUUUGGGUCCACGCUUUACAGCGAGAAGGACACACUCUAAAGCAAUUUGAAAAGUUCUUUUGGAAAACCCCUUUAGGCAGAUACAUCUCUGAAGCAUCCCGUGAGAUGCAGAUGGAGUUCUUCCACAGGUAUCUUCAGGAUUUCCUCUCCAUGACCAUGAAUGUAACAUCUAAGGUGGAUCUUAAGCUCUUACGUGGAGCUCUUACCUGUGGUGUAAACGAGCUCCGAGAUGAUCAGGAAGCACGUGAGAGUGAAGUGAUUUCUCUGCCGUGGGUUCAUGCUGCCUACCAUCACUUCAAGAUCCGAGUACAGAACCUCUACAGGAUGAUCAGUAUAGAGCCAGAGAUAGGUCAGAUGCUUCUAGAGAACACCAGUGCAAGAGAGGGAGCAGAACUGGUAUUAGACGUGUACGCUGCUCUGGCCUGUAUUGAAUACCUGGAGCCCCAGACUCUAGAUGGAGAUGUUGAAAGUUUGGCCUGGCUUAGACGUGUCAAAAAGCUACAGGUGCCAGUUGAGCUGGUCUGCUGUGAGGAGAGUCUGCGGCACUAUGGACAGAGAAGCAAACAGAUAAUCACACUUGUCAAACACGGCUGGCAGCGUGUUCACUCACUGGCCUUGUUUGUGGAGCACAUGCUGCUGGGUGUAGGAGACGUGCACGUGAAACUCAGGCUGCUGGUUCUGGAGCACACUCGACGCCUAGCACAAGUCCUCGAACAGAAGUCAGACCUCAAGAAAAAGCAACCGUUUGAGGCAGUCAUCACCGUGCUCAAAACCUGCAAAGAUGAAGCCUCUCGGAGCAUUUUCAGGUUUGGCAUUCAGCUCUGUCCUGUGUGUAUGGGAGACCCUCAGGACCCUUUGAGUCUGCCCUGUGACCACAUCUACUGUCUAACCUGCAUUAAACAGUGGCUGGUGCCCGGUCAGAUGCACUGCCCUCUGUGUGUACAGGAAGUGCCUGAUGACUUUGAGCUCAAGGCCUCUGAGACUAUAAGGGGUCUCAUCCAUCAGAACUCAUUGUUCAGAAUGCGAUGUAAUGCUUUCUUCAUUGAUCUGGUGUCCACCGUGUGCUUCAAAGACAACACUCCGCCCAGCAAAGACAUCAUACACCACCUGCUGUCCCUCCUGAUGGUGGAGGUCAGCCUGCUCCCUCACAUCAGAGGACAAGACCGCAGGUUCUUGACAAAGGCUCUUUCUCCCUUCGAUGACUCUGUGGAUAAGAAUCCAGUGGUGCGUUCCGUGGUGCUGAAGCUCCUGCUCAAGUACAGCUUUGAUGACGUGAAGCACUAUCUUCAGCAACAUCUGACUGAAGUUGAGCAGAGCAACAUCAUUGAGAAGACUGAUAAAACUGAGCUUUAUUCUUUGUACAUAAACUGUUUGGAGGACUCCAUGUACGAUCGGACACAGUGGCACUCUGUCCGCAAGCGUCAGAUCUGUUUGCAGGAGGAAAGACAUUUUCUGCUGGAGUUUCUUCAGACUGACUCUGUCUCUGCACACACUGUAUCUGUAGAUCUCCUGCAGCGGCUAGCCAGAGUUCGGCUGUGUCUGGACACCACCGCUGAGCUGCUGGUCAACAGAUUGACUCCUGCUGGUGGACGUGGUGAUGAUUUGGCUUCUAGCCCAGAGUUCUACAAGAGUGUGGUUGAUCUGUGCUGCCGGAGUGGGAAUGACUGGUUCAGGGUUUAUCUCAUCAGAAAGAUCUGCAGUCUUCAUGGGGUUGAAUAUGUCCAGAAGCUUCUGCCACAAAAAGAGUUCAGGUGGCUGUUUCCUCAGGAGAUUCUUGAGUCGAAACAAGACGGCAGUCAGAUCGACCAGUAUCUAGCAUGCGGGAUGGGUUACAAAACGAUUCGAGAUGCAGUAGCCAAAGCCAUGCUAGACUGUAACAUGGACAGAAUACAGAAAUCCAUUGAGGAUUGCAACUGCACACCCAUGAAGAAAGCUGUUUAUCUGCUCAUGGCUUUGUUCAGAGAAGUCACCUCGCUGUACAGAAGUGAAAAGACCAACAUGCACCCUAAACCUGAGCAAUGUGUCGGCCUUGGGGAAUUUCUCAGAAGAUCAGACCUGUUUGUCAACAAUGAAAUGAGAGCGUUUGCUGAAGCGCUGGUGAUGAACGGGCUUUGUGCGCUGCGUGUACGGCCGCAGAUGACAGGCAGAGAGUUUGUGCUGCUGGAGGUCACAGUUCACAUGGCUGCAGUCCUGCUGUGUGGAAAUUUGCCUUUGCUGCAACCACUGCAGCGUUUGGCUCUGACCCCCAACAACAUGAUGGCUUCAUUCAUCCCCACUAUGCCUGAUGACAUGUUGGCUGUUGCCCAGCAGGCCAUGGGACAGCUUCAGUGGUAUUUCUGUCCUAAUGGUCAUCCGUGCACUGUUGGUGAGUGUGGUCGACCCACGGAGAUCAGUCGCUGUCCAGAUUGUAAUAUAGAAAUAGGUGGCACCAACCACAAUCCUGUUCUCGGCUUCCAGGUCAUGCAGAAACAAGAGGACCGUACUAAGUCAGGACACAUUCUGGGUGACGCCCAACGCCGAGACCAGCCUGACAUGCAGGACACCAAGAAUAUGUCACCUGCCCCCUUCGCUCUUCUCAGACUGCUCACACACGUGUCUCUGCUGUAUGGAGCUAAAACCCACCCUGAGAGCCUCAUUCAGAUGAUCAAGCCUGCUGUGCUCGAUCCGGCUUCAUUCCUCACGGCUCAUCUUCUGAAGGACAUGGAGCAGCUGAGCAGAGCUCUGGGUAAAGGUGUGGAUGAUGUGGUCAUUACCAUCCAUUUGACCAUCCACAGUCUACUGGAGCCCCAUCAAACCAGCCAGUGGCCUGCUUCUUAUGAUCCAAACCUUUCCACCAAAGAUGCAAGAAAUGCAUGGGAGAAUGCCAUGAAUACUGAUGUCAUCGCACAUCAACUGAAGGUUUUGGAGCAUCAGUUGAAGGAAGUGAAUGCUUUCAUCAGGGAAGAUGAUCGAGUGUCUUGUAAUCCUCUCAUGAAGUUGACGUUUGGGGAACCAGGACUGUUCCUGCGCUCUCUGCCCCAGAACUCCCUCAUCCAUAACUCAUCCAUCUGGAGCUGCAGGAGGAAGGUGUCCAUGUCCAGUCUGAGUCACGUUGUGGAGCAGAACAAUGGCCGAGAUGCUUUACCUGUGCUCUGGAGGUUCCUUCAGCGGGAAGCAGAGCUACGGCUGGUGCGCUUUCUUCCCGACAUCUUAGUCCUCCAGAGGGAUUUGGUAAAGAAGUUCCAGAACGUGACCGACCCGACCUACAGCACCAUACGAGAGUUCCUGCAAGAGCAGAAAGCAGAUUCACUCACUGCCUGGUAUGAGCAACGCGUCAAAAUCUUUUUGUCAACAUGGAACCAAAUCAGAGGAGCUCUGGCUACCACCGGAGAGAUCAAGCUGGCGUCUGAAUACACUCAGGAGGACUUGAGUCUGGAUACUGACCUGCAGGUGCUGCUGCCUCAGAGACGAGGUCUGGGCUUGUGUUCCACUGCCCUCGUCAGCUACCUCAUCAGCCUUCACAAUCACCUUGUGUACGCUGUAGAAAAACACACCGGAGAGGAGUCUGGUUACACGGUAAGCCCGGGUGACCUGACGGAGCUGCAUGUGAUCAGUUAUGAGUACGACCGAGAUCUGCUGCCUCUGGUGCUGGCCAACUGUCAGUACAGCAUGGAGCGCGGUCAGGAAACACUGCUGGAGUGUGACCUUCCCAAGAUUCAGCAGCAGAUUCUCACCCGCUUCCUCCAGGGCAAACCACACAUCACACUGAAUGGGAUUCCUACACUGGUCAACAGACAGGACAGAAAUUAUGAAAACAUAUUGAAAGAUGUGAAGAGCAAAGUUCAACAAGAGUGUCUGCAGCCUCUGACAGCCCAUGAUCUGGUGAAGGAGCUUCAGUCGCACAGUGACGUGUGUGAGGCGCUCUCUACAGUCCAGCUGGCUCUGGGUUUCCUGGCCAUGACGGGAGGAGAGGCUCACAUGCAGCUGGGCACCUAUCUGAAGGACGUGCUACAGAUGACAGAUCACAUGGGGCCGCACGUCUAUAAGGCAUUGAGCAGGUGCUGUCUGAAACACUGUGUGGCGCUGUGGCAGCUCCUCAGCUCUCUUAAAUCAGAGACAAUGCUCCGUCUGAAGAGGGACCCAUUUGUGGGAAUCAGCAAAGAGUACAAACAUCCUCUUCAAGAAGAACACAGGAGAAAGCUCACUAGUUUUUUCACCAAGUCCAGCGCUGAUGCCUUCCUGUUAGAGAUGCAUGAGUUUCUGCUUUUGGUCCUGAAGAACCCCAAAGCCCCGGACACAUUCAGGCCAGACUGGUGUCUGAAAGACACGCUUGUGUCCUACAUGGAGCGUAAAGAUGUGGACAUUCCUCCUGAGGUGGACGAGUUCUUCCCUGAAGAGAUCCUGCUCUCGCAAUACACCAACACAUGGGAGUUCUCGGUCCUUCUCAGACAAGAAAGAAACCAAAGAUAAAGUGCUGCCGUUGUCUUACCGUAUCGCUCAGAUCAGGGAAAGCUUCGUUGUGAUGUACAAAUGCCGUACUUCAGUGCCUUUCAUGCAGCGCUCCACACUGUGCUUCUGUAUUCUUCUUUCUCUACAGUGUUGUGUACUUUCUUAUUAUGUUAAACUCAUCUCUUGAUUAUUAACAAUUAUGUUAUAAUUUAUUCCAAAAUACAAAACAAUCAUUAAUCUGUUGCAAAAAUCGUUUUUCUUCUUACUUUAGAAUCCAUAAGAACGCUUGUAAGAAGUCAUUUCAAAUACACACUCCACAUCAUGAGUCCAGAACUGAACAAUCUUAUGAUGGUCUUAUGACCAACCUCAAGUUGUUUUUCUUUUUUUUUCUUUUUCUGUGAUAAAAACAUUGUUUUAUAUACCGAGACGUAUGCUGAAACGAUGCUGUGUGCAAAAUGUUUUUCUAUGACUAACAUGUGCUAAAAUAAAGUUGUGUUCAUAACAUGUU